GAUCCGGGAAUGCUGGGCGCGCAGCCCAGCUGUGCGAGGGACAGAGGAAGGGAGGAGGGGACAGCGAUGUGAAGACCUUGUUCCCUGCUGGGAGUGGAGGCACCACCCAGGGUCGACGAGGCUGGUGAGGGUCUGUUGACGCUCACGGAACGAUGGGGCGGGGACACUCGUCACCCUUCGGGUAGGAGCGAACAUGUCUUUUCGCGGCGGAGGUCGUGGAGGCUUUAGUCGAGGUGGCGGCUUCAAUCGCGGCGGCAGCAACAACCACUUCCGAGGUGGAGGCGGCGGUAACUUCAGAGGCGGCGGCGGCAGAGGAGGAUUUGGACGAGGGGGUGGCCGCGGAGGCUUUAAUAAAGGCCAAGACCAAGGACCUCCAGAACAUGUAGUUUUGUUAGGAGAAUUCCUGCAUCCCUGUGAAGAUGACAUAGUUUGUAAAUGUACCACAGAUGAAAAUAAGGUGCCUUAUUUCAAUGCUCCAGUUUAUUUAGAAAACAAAGAACAAAUUGGAAAAGUGGAUGAAAUAUUUGGACAACUUAGAGAUUUUUAUUUUUCAGUUAAAUUGUCAGAAAACAUGAAGGCAUCUUCCUUUAAAAAACUACAGAAGUUUUAUAUAGAUCCGUAUAAGCUGUUGCCACUGCAGAGGUUUUUACCUCGACCUCCGGGUGAGAAGGGACCUCCGAGAGGCGGUGGCAGGGGUGGUCGAGGAGGAGGAAGAGGAGGAGUUGGCAGAGGCGGUAGAGGCGGUGGUUUUAGAGGUGGAAGAGGAGGUAGAGGUGGCGGCUUCAGAGGAGGAAGAGGAGGAGGAGGUGGUUUCAGAGGGAGAGGACAUUAAGUGUAACAGUUGACAGAGAAACUUCAUCAGUUGGUUUCCGCAUUAACCUGCGUGAUCUACUUCUAUGGAUCAGAAAGCUGUUUCUUGAGCAAGUCUUGAAGAACUGGUCAUUUUAUGACAGUGCACUAAAAUGUCAAUGGCAUACAAACAUGAGUGCAACGGAAUAGGCAGUUUUGCUCUAAAAGAGUAUGAACAGUGUUUUAAUGUUUUGUAUAAUGCUUGAAGCUGAAUGAAUGGAUAGUUUUCAUUUGAAGCAUAUUUGAAUUUUUAAAAUAAAUUGUUUUAUUCCUUUAAGUUAUUUAGAGCUGUGUUUAUUAAACCAGAAGAAUUUUUAAGUUAAAAUGAACAACCAAAGCUUAAACCCAGUGGAUUUCACAUAGAAAAAAUGGUUUGUUUACAUAAAUAACUGAUCUUUAAAAAAAUUGGCUAAAGGAAAAACACUUCAACAUUAUAUGUAAACUAAUACCCCUUUCAAAAUGUUUGCCUUUUGUAUAUGAGAACAUCUCCCUGUAUUGUAUUUUUCUUUUGUGUGUUGGUAAAGUGAUUUCUCUAAUUGCAAUUAAAAUUAAUUGAUUAGAAAUUUUUAGUAUUGAUUAUAAAUCAAAGUUAGAAUAAAGUUCAAAGUGAGAA
Messenger RNA from Pteropus alecto (black flying fox), 1462 nucleotides. RefSeq names its product GAR1 ribonucleoprotein (gene GAR1). Gene Ontology annotation, cellular component: box H/ACA snoRNP complex. Bases 194 to 832 code for a protein of 212 amino acids. The transcript has 7 exons. Gene Ontology annotation, biological process: snoRNA guided rRNA pseudouridine synthesis; ribosome biogenesis. The record is from RefSeq and is a predicted model, not a curated record. Gene Ontology annotation, molecular function: box H/ACA snoRNA binding. Lineage: Eukaryota; Metazoa; Chordata; Mammalia; Chiroptera; Pteropodidae.